This is a messenger RNA of Lichtheimia ornata, 405 nucleotides long. RefSeq lists its product as uncharacterized. NCBI's taxonomy places the organism in Eukaryota, Fungi, Mucoromycota, Mucoromycetes, Mucorales, Lichtheimiaceae. Bases 1 to 405 code for a protein of 134 amino acids. The record is from RefSeq and is a predicted model, not a curated record. Gene Ontology annotation, molecular function: calcium ion binding. The transcript is spliced from 4 exons.
AUGUUGUCUCAACACUCUGCUCCCCGCGGUACCCUCACUGUUCGUGUCAUCGAAGCCGAAAACUUGAAGAACGAGGACACCUUUGGCCACAACGAUGCCUUUGUUGAGCUCUGGCUUGACAAGGAAUACAAGCAACGCACCGAGGUUCUCAAGAACGCCGAUAACCCAGUGUGGGACCAAACCUUCACCUUCCCCAUUGAAGAGGGUUCCAGCAAGCACAAGAUCUACCUCAAGGUCCUUGACAAGGAUACUUUGGAUACGGAAAAGAUUGGUGAAGGCAAGCUUGACAUCACCACUGCUUUUGAAGGCAAUGAGAUCGAUGAAUGGGUUGAGCUUCCCGCUCAUCUUCACCUUUCUGACCACGGCAAGGUCCACCUCAACGUCACCUUCCAAGCCGAUGCUUAA